AUGCGUCUACUUCUACCCUUCCUCGUUCUGCCUUUGGCAACCCUGGAUGUGCCUCCGCCUCAAGAUGUCUCUGCAGUUAACUCAGUAGCUGCCCUUAGACUUGCAGAACUUAAUAAACCGAAAGGGGAUUUUAUUCGCUCCUGCAAAGACGUGAAGCUCGACGGGAAGAAAGAUGAUAUGCAUGAACUGAUUGCAACGUGCGCGGCCGGCAAUGGGACCGAAAUUACUUCCAAAUUAGAUUUAAGCUAUUGUUACUCUUCUCUAUCAGCUGGAGGAAAUAAUGGUAAAGAGUUAAAGCAGGGUAAGACCACCACUACCAGCGAAUUCAUAUCUAUCAUACUGUUAUAA
Aspergillus oryzae RIB40 is the source of this 348-nucleotide messenger RNA. RefSeq lists its product as uncharacterized. NCBI's taxonomy places the organism in Eukaryota, Fungi, Ascomycota, Eurotiomycetes, Eurotiales, Aspergillaceae. The transcript has 2 exons. The record is from RefSeq and is a predicted model, not a curated record. Bases 1 to 348 code for a protein of 115 amino acids.